This is a messenger RNA of Ilyonectria robusta, 1842 nucleotides long. RefSeq names its product kinase-like domain-containing protein. The record is from RefSeq and is a predicted model, not a curated record. Gene Ontology annotation, molecular function: ATP binding; cyclin-dependent protein serine/threonine kinase activity. The transcript has 6 exons. The coding region runs from base 142 to 1758 and encodes 538 amino acids. Lineage: Eukaryota; Fungi; Ascomycota; Sordariomycetes; Hypocreales; Nectriaceae. Gene Ontology annotation, biological process: protein phosphorylation. Gene Ontology annotation, cellular component: nucleus.
AUCGAGAGGCGAUGCGAGUCCAAGUCUGCUUUCAAGACGGCCCAUCCUUCGCCUGACGCGCCAUCCGCUACCUUCCAACCAACCUCUUCAAAACCUCUCCAAUCCCGACCCCAGAACCCAGCGCAUCACCAUCCAGGCGCCAUGGAACUACCUACAGAUACGCCGCCAGACGGCACCUCGCCGCGAACCUUUGCCCUCAAUCACCUGCGACCACGAUCCAGCUUCCUGGGCUGCUCGCGCAUCUCCGACUAUGAGCUGCAGGGCAAGCUGGGCGAGGGAACAUUUGGUGAGGUUCAUCGAGCCCGAUCGCGGAAGACCGGCGCCAUCGUCGCCCUGAAGAAAAUCAUCAUGCACCACGAAAAGGAUGGCUUUCCAAUCACCGCCCUUCGCGAGAUCAAGCUUCUCAAGCUCCUGUCACAUAAGAACAUCCUUAGGCUUGAGGACAUGGCUGUUGAACACCCUUCCAAAUCCACCGAUAAGCGCAAGAAACCCAUUGUAUACAUGGCCACGCCGUACAUGGACCACGACCUCUCCGGCCUUCUCGACAACCCGUCAGUUCAAUUCAAGGAGGCCCAGAUCAAAUGUUACAUGCUGCAGUUACUCGAGGGCCUCCGCUACCUCCACGAGAACCAGAUCCUCCACCGCGAUAUGAAGGCCGCCAACUUGCUCAUCAACAACCAAGGUAUCCUCCAGAUUGCCGAUUUUGGUCUGGCCAGACAUUACGAGGGACAGACUCCCCAGGCCGGUCAGGCUAUGGGCGAAGGUCGUCGAGAGUACACUGGUCUCGUGGUUACGAGAUGGUACCGCCCACCCGAGCUGUUGCUACAGCUGCGGCAAUACACCCCCGCUAUUGACGUAUGGGGAGUUGGCUGCGUUUUCGGCGAGAUGCUGGUGCGGAAGCCGAUCCUGGCUGGCGAGAGCGAUAGCCACCAACUGGAAAUCAUUUGGGAUCUGAUGGGCUCCCCGACAGAGGAAAAUAUGCCUAGGUGGAAGUUAUUACCAGGCGGUGAGCAUUUGACGACGCGACCCCGAACGGGAAACAUCCAGAAUCGAUUCAGAGAAUAUGGCUCAGGAGCCAUCUCGCUUCUGAAGGAACUGCUGAGAUUGGACUGGCGGACCCGAAUCAAUGCAGUGGACGCCCUGAAGCACCCAUACUUUAAGAUGCAGCCCCUACCCCUGGAGCCGCAUGAGAUCCCAAUGUACGAGGAAAGUCACGAGCUGGACCGAAGAAAGUUCCACGAUCGCAAGGCCGCACUCCCUCCGGCUCCCAAGGGAGGAACAGUGGGAAUUGGCCCCGACGCAAAUGGUGCCACGGCCGGCUUCAACAGUAACGAUCCUUACGGUAACGGACGCAAUGGGGCCAAUGGUCGGUACCGAAACGGACCUGAAGACCGUCGACCAGCGUGGCAGCGGGAGCGAGGACCACCGCCCUCUCGCCCGCCUCCCGGAGACGACGGUGAUUAUCGGGAUCGAGGGCCUCGGGCACGCGGUGCGCCUGGACCUCGAGGUGGUCCCGAAAUUGACACUUACAUACCUGCCUACAAGCGGGAUGAUGGAGCGCCUCGACGAAGGGACGACCGUCCCCCUAGAGACGACCGCCCUCGAGAUGAUCGUCCCCGGGAUGAACGCCGACGUCGCAAUAGCAGGGAGGACCGACGGUAUGACAGAGACCGCGGAACCAUGAGCCGUAGCCGAUCGCCUCGACACGAGCGAUCGCGAGAUCGGGAGAGGCCGGAUCGCGAUGUAUACCGAAGAUAGGAUGUUCGGUCGCAGCAACACAUGACAAGAAGGAUUGGAAUUGGCGUUACAGAGUGAUUAAACAGAACAUGCGAACCCGAGUAA